Messenger RNA from Homalodisca vitripennis (glassy-winged sharpshooter), 2353 nucleotides. RefSeq names its product succinate--CoA ligase [GDP-forming] subunit beta, mitochondrial (gene ScsbetaG). The transcript is spliced from 10 exons. Gene Ontology annotation, molecular function: succinate-CoA ligase (GDP-forming) activity; ATP binding. The coding region runs from base 16 to 1440 and encodes 474 amino acids. Gene Ontology annotation, biological process: tricarboxylic acid cycle; succinyl-CoA metabolic process. The record is from RefSeq and is a predicted model, not a curated record. NCBI's taxonomy places the organism in Eukaryota, Metazoa, Arthropoda, Insecta, Hemiptera, Cicadellidae. Gene Ontology annotation, cellular component: mitochondrion; succinate-CoA ligase complex.
AGCAGACGAACUCGAAUGAUUGCCGGCUGUAAGUUUGUUUGGUGGGAACGGGAGGCGAUAGAGGGCAAGGUACGUGUAAAAACAAAUAAUACAACCAGGAAUUCCGGGUUGAUACUAGCCAGAAUUAGAAAAAAUUGGUGGGGGAGUACAGGGUCAAAAAUGGCUGUUGUUUUCCAGUCUUCACUCAGAGUCUGCAGAAGGAGUUUACAGUUUACCCCUGUAUCACUCAAGGUUUGUAAUCAGCAAGUGCGAUAUUUGAACCUAUUGGAAUGUCACAGCAAGGUCUUGCUUCAAGAUAAUGGUAUAAAUAUUCAAAAAUUCAAAAUUAUAGAAGAUUCAAAAGACAUCAAGAGUUUAAAAGAGGAAUUCAAAGUGAACGAGUAUGUAGUCAAGGCUCAGGUCUUGGCAGGAGGGAGGGGGCUUGGACACUUUGACAAUGGCUUUAAAGGUGGUGUUCACUUAACCAAAGACCCCUCAAAGCUAGAGGAAAUUAUUGCCAAAAUGGUGGGCCACCGAUUAAUCACCAAGCAGACUUCAAAAGACGGAAUACUUGUGAAAAAGGUUAUGGUGGCAGAAUCCGUAAACAUUUUUAGAGAAACUUACUUCUGUAUCCUUAUGGACAGGUCACACAAUGGCCCAGUGAUAGUGGCAUCACCGGCAGGAGGAAUCGACAUAGAAAAUGUGGCGGAAAAAACUCCUGAGCUCAUUGGGACAUACCCAAUCGACAUAUUUGAAGGACUCACUCAGGAAAAAGCAAAGGAAAUUGCAAGAUUUCUCAAGUUUGAAGGAACUUUACUGGAAAAGGCCGCCAAGGAGAUAGAGUUAUUGUGGAAGCUGUUUCUGAACGUGGAUGCAGUACAGCUGGAGAUUAACCCUCUGGUGGAGACCAAGGAGGGGGAGGUUGUUGCUGUUGAUGCCAAGAUACAGUUUGAUGACAAUGCUGAGUUUCGUCAGAAAGAGAUCUUCAAAAUGAAUGAGACAGGAGAGAUGGAUGCCAGAGAAGUAGAAGCUGCUCGUUACAACCUCAACUAUGUUGGACUUGAUGGAAACAUUGGUUGUCUAGUGAACGGGGCCGGGCUAGCCAUGGCUACGAUGGAUAUCAUCAAGUUGCAUGGAGGUGAACCGGCCAACUUCCUGGAUGUGGGAGGCGGAGUCACAGAAAACCAGGUUCUCCAUGCCUUCACCAUUCUCACUUCAGAUCCAAAUGUGAAAUCACUGUUGGUCAACGUUUUUGGAGGAAUCGUAAACUGUGGAAUUAUAGCUAAAGGUAUUGUGAAUGCCACAAAAACUCUGCAACUUAAAGUUCCUUUGAUCGUCCGUUUGGAAGGAACAAAUGUAAAUGAAGGGAAGAGAAUAAUGAAAGAAUCGGGUCUGCCAAUACUGUUUGCAAACAGCUUUGACGAAGCAGCACAACAAGCUGUGGCCAGUUUGAACAAAUAACACUGCCUUUCCACCCAUACAUGACUGAUAGUUCAUAAGUAGUACUAAAGUGCAUAGUAUAUAAACUGUAUUUUUUCAAGUUCGUGUUGAAAUUAUGAUUUGUUUCUGUUUGCCUUCGAAAGUCUUGGUAUAAACAAAUAUCUACUUGAAUUGGUGAGUAAAUUUCAAUCAAAUUAUAAAUGUGAAUCAAAAUUGAGAAAAAUAUUUACUUACAUAUAAUUAUCCCCCAGGUAUGUAUGAUUAUUAUUUUAUUGUUUUUUUAUCAUAGUUUUCAAUCCCUUUAGAUGAUAUUUCCUCUCAGUUUCAUCGGAUUCCUUUGGCAUAAUGUCAUCCUCGGGGUUCAGUAGGUCUUGUCUUCGAUUGUUAGAAAGAUGUACUCAGUUUCUCAGUUCAGGGUUUCCUCAACAGUUGACACUUCAUUCAUCUUGAGCUGAUGGUUCUCCCAUCUCAAUCAUAGAGGUUCUAGUUUAUAUCUGCACAAAGUUCCCUUGAGAACCAGUUUGAGAACCUUCCCAGUGAUCUGAUUAGGAGAAUAGGAGUACUUAUAAUUAGAGAUCUCAUGGUUUUAAGGAGGCUCUGUUAAAUAAACCAGAUCAUCCGCCCCCUCGACAAGGAAAGCGAUAUACUUUGACUUAGAACCCCACAGUACUAAGUGUCUGUUGUACAAACUAUUAAUGGUAAUCCCACAGCUCGCACUACCAAGAAUUCCAUCUUAGAUUUACCAGGAUUAGCAAAAUCAAGGUCAAUUGAAGGGUGCUGAUAUCUACCUCUCAGUCACUAAGGGAAGCGGGUAUAUUUACUUUGCAUCUAGCAUCCUGCUACAUUCCCCAAUAUUCCUCUAAUCUGAGGACUCCUCAACCCUCCAGCCAUAAAUCAAAAACAAAUGCAUGUGUGAAGAUACAGAAUAUUUCAA